Molecule: messenger RNA, 1504 nt
Organism: Astrephomene gubernaculifera
Lineage: Eukaryota; Viridiplantae; Chlorophyta; Chlorophyceae; Chlamydomonadales; Astrephomenaceae
Source: the annotation of a GenBank genome assembly
GAAUGCAUCUUUGCCAAAGCUGUUAACUAUACCGAAUACAGUGGUUCUAUCUUAUUAACGCUAGCCCGGGGAAGGAAACUUGCGAUCCAAGGGUCGGCAGGGAUGUUGCCAUCCAUGCGGUCAUGCCUAAAACCACUGAAGCACGGCGUAUCGCCUCUGCGACACACCCAUGCACCGCACAGCAUCCUGGUGCCUCGGUUUGCUAGCAGCGCGGCGACCGUAAGCUUAGCCUCGUUCGCUCCAACGCAAGCACCUGCACAGCAGUACCCCGAUCCGUCACAGCAGCAGCUGGACUUUGUGGACACGAGGACCUGGGAGAAGAUCAACCUAACACGCGCAACCAUGGAGGAGCUGCAAGGAAUUCCCUUACAGAAGUCGACGGACAACGGUUACAACCUAACCAUAUCCUACGAGCCCGCAUCAGACGAGCUAAUCGUCAUCGACUACUCCAAAGGCCUGCGCUUCCCAGCCGUCUUCGGUCCCGACAACAGAGUCCGCGUUGACCUGGCCAGUCCCGUUCCAACCGCCGUUAUCGGCCUUUCCUUCGAAGCCCUUAGCGACGUGCUCCGCGCAGACAGCCCGGCCGCAGAGCUCCUAAACGGUCGCGCAGCCAUGCUGGGAAUAUUCCUGGGCUUGUUCGGUGAAGUCAUGCACGGCGAUAUCGUUGUACGACAGCUCUUCAGCAGUGAGGGCGCCUACAACGCGAUGCUGGUGGGAGCGCUGGUGCUUGCUGCCUCGGUGGCCCCCGCCAUCCUGGGUCGCGUGCCGGUUCAGAGCGUGUUUCCCAGCGAUGACAACCCGCCUCCGCAGCUGCCUGGGGACCUGCCCAACGUGUGGAACUACAAUGCGGAGCGCCUCAACGGCCGGGUGGCGAUGGUUGGUUUCCUGGGCCUGAUGGUGAGUGAGAUGCUGAGUGCUCGGCAGUGCGGACUGCUCACCAAGCUGCUGUCGGAGGCGGGGAACUGGAGCUGCUGACGGGGGGGGGGCUGGGGGAUGAUGAGGAGGAGCUGAGGGGCGGGCUGAGCUGAGCUGAGCUGCUGGGGCGCCACAAUCCGAGUAGUGGCGCAGAACAGGACGUCCCUCCCAUGUUUGUUAAUUGCAUUUCUUGCAUCGCGCCUAGCAAAGCACACCUAACUUGAUUCCCCAAUGCACCUGUUAUUAUGUGUUUCAAGUAGCAGCAGUAGCGAUGGACGACUGGCUGCUGGGUUGCGACUCUGUUGCAAAAUGGUUGCCUGACCUAAAUGGGUGCAAUAAUAUUACACCCUAGUGUUUUUAUUGCUUAUUACAAGAGUAUCGAACGCUGCGCACAAUGGUGCCGUACAACGGAAUCAGCAGUGCCCCAACGAACUGCUGCCUGAUGAGUGAUGACCCACGGGUCACAGCACCAGCCAGCCGUGUCUUUUGUCCAUCCUGGAUUUGAUAAUCAUCCUGGAUUACGAGGCUGCUGGUCUGUUAUUAUCUGUGACCUUCCGCAUGUAACGACACCCUUCGGGGCGCUAACAAA